Molecule: messenger RNA, 953 nt
Organism: Drosophila obscura
Lineage: Eukaryota; Metazoa; Arthropoda; Insecta; Diptera; Drosophilidae
Product: G patch domain-containing protein 4
Exons: 1
Coding region: 55-858 (267 amino acids)
Biological process (GO): regulation of ribosome biogenesis
Cellular component (GO): nucleolus
Molecular function (GO): nucleic acid binding
Source: RefSeq, a predicted model, not a curated record
GGGUUAAGAUCGUUUUGUUUUCCUCUCUACAUUUACACACUGCGCGCCUGCCUCAUGGAUUUUGCCAAGAAGAUUCUCGGAAAAUAUGGUUGGAAAGAGGGCGAGGGGCUGGGCAAGAACAGCACUGGCAUUGCGGCUCCAUUGAAAGCCAGCCUUAAGUUCGACAACGCCGGCUUGGGCGUGGAUCGAGCAAAAGAAUUCAACGACCACUGGUGGGAGAGGUGUUUCAAUGAAGCAGCCAACAAUGUGGAUGUUCAGGUGCAGCAGAACGGCCAGGUCAGCACGGGUCGCAAGCACGGCGAGGAGGCGGUCGAGAUCUCCACCAAGGGAUUCUCUGCCCGCAAGCUGAGGAAAGCCAAGGAGCAGCAGGCCAUCGCUGGUGCGGCCACCUACGACAACUUUCUGCAGACAGCGCUGCUCACCCAAGACGGUGGAGAGGUGGACAAUACGGAACGCAUCAAGGUGGAGGACAUAGCCGUCUCCAAAGUCACUGUCCUCACGGACGAGGAGCUUUUCAAGGCCUGCGGCGGACGAACGGCGCACAAGGGCGCUCGCCAUGGCCUGAAAUUGAGUGGGAAACUGGCGCGGAUAGAGCAGCAGGAGCGUGAGAUGUUGGAGAUGCUGCAGAGCAAGCAAAAGUCUCGCUUAGAUGAGGAACCAACCAAGAAAAAGAAGAAAAGGGCCAAAGCAGAGAAGGACCAGGACUUGCAGGUAGAAGCUGAAGAGGAGUCUGUGGAGGAGCCUGUAAAGUCAAAGAAAAAGAAGCGCAAGACCGAGGAAGCCGAUGAAGAAGCUGAAGCACCAGUCAAGAGCAAAAGUAAGAAAAAGAAGCACAGGCAGAAGGAGGAUCAGGAAUAGGUUAAGAGAUGUUUCAUUCGAUUGGAACUCGUUUCAUAGUCUGUUUAGUGCACAUAAAUUGUAUGUAUUUAGUUAUAAUAAAUCUAUACACGAUC